This is a messenger RNA of Abrus precatorius (Indian licorice), 750 nucleotides long. RefSeq lists its product as uncharacterized. The coding region runs from base 1 to 750 and encodes 249 amino acids. The transcript is spliced from 2 exons. Lineage: Eukaryota; Viridiplantae; Streptophyta; Magnoliopsida; Fabales; Fabaceae. The record is from RefSeq and is a predicted model, not a curated record.
AUGGAAAAGAAAGUCCUUGAUCUCAUAUUAGUCCCAAGUGGUCUCCUUGUGACCAUAGCAUACCAUUUCUGGCUCCUCCACAGAAUAAUCAAACACCCCACCAAAACUGUCAUUGGUGUCAAUGCAAUGAAUCGCCGUUUCUGGGUUCAAGCCAUGAUGGAGGAUGCGUCCAAGAAUGGUGUUUUGGCAGUGCAAUCCUUGAGGAACAACAUAAUGGCAUCGACCCUCUUGGCUUCCACGGCUAUAAUGCUGAGUUCUCUCAUUGCUGUGUUGAUGAGCAGUGGCAAUGAGAGGAAAACUGUGGUAUCUGAGGUUUUUGGGGAUAGGAGUGAGUUUGGUUUGUCCAUAAAGUUUUUUUCUAUAUUGGUGUGUUUCUUGUUGGCGUUUUUGUUGAAUGUGCAGUCCAUAAGGUACUAUAGCCAUGCAAGUAUCCUCAUCAACGUACCCUUCAAGAAAGUGACCCCAAAUCUUAGGCAUCAGAUGCUAACAUCUGAGUAUGUUGCCACCACUGUGAACCGUGGCAGCUAUUUCUGGUCCCUUGGAUUGCGUGCCUUCUACUUUUCUUUCCCUCUCUUCAUGUGGCUCUUUGGACCCAUUCCAAUGUUCUUUUCUUCACUUGCCCUUGUUUUCAUGCUCUACUUCUUGGAUGCCACGUUUGAAUGUGGAUGGGCUGGGGUUGCUGAUACUGACAGUAUUGAAGUUGAAUUGGACAACCACCAUAUUGAUAUGGAAAUUGGAAGGGCCAAUUAG